This is a messenger RNA of Eupeodes corollae, 2005 nucleotides long. RefSeq names its product UDP-glycosyltransferase UGT5-like. The record is from RefSeq and is a predicted model, not a curated record. Bases 367 to 1956 code for a protein of 529 amino acids. The transcript is spliced from 6 exons. Gene Ontology annotation, molecular function: UDP-glycosyltransferase activity. NCBI's taxonomy places the organism in Eukaryota, Metazoa, Arthropoda, Insecta, Diptera, Syrphidae.
UGAGAACCGAAUAGUUAGACAGGCGGGUUUUAUGUUCAAAUGUUUUGUUAUCGCGACGAAAUAUCGUUAAUCGAUAUAAAUGGGUUUGCCUCAAAUUGCAUUCGAGUUACCCGUUGUUGAGUUUGAAGUGGAGAGUUGUUGAAGUUAUAAUUGUAUUUAAUUGCAGAACAAUCGACGAUUUGAUAAUUUUAGAUUGAGUGCUGAACGGACAAAGCACGAUGUGGGCAGAUAUUGAACUUUAAUGUACCUACUGCGAAUACGACGACGACGACGCGACGGUGUUUAUGAUAUGCGGAGUGCGAAAACGUCGCGAAGAAAAAAAAACCGGCGGCUUCGAAGCGGCAGAAACUUAAAACCUAUUGAACAAUGAAAAAACGAAAUACACAACACAAAAACAUACACAUUAUGAAAGUCGAAACUACAACAUUGAUCGUGGCCUUGCUCCAUUGCACGAUCUCUUUGACAUAUGGAUCCAAGAUACUUGCACUUGUUCCACAUCCCGGCAAAAGUCACUUUGACUUUUUUCGUCCAUUAUUCAGAGGACUGGCUCUAGCUGGCCAUGAUAUGACCGUCAUAAGUUAUUUUCCAAAUAAAGAACCCAUUGCCAACUAUACGGAUGUUGAACUUACUGGAAUGCCAAUUAUUGCCAAUAAUAUUGACUUAAAGAUCUUUGAAAACGAACAAGACUUAAUUGACUUCAAGGUGCCUACAUUCUUUAUGAUCAAUGGAUGGGGCCUGGAAGGAUGCGAAGCGGCCUUCAAUUCAAAAGCCAUCAAAGAACUCCUCGCCAAAAAGGAACACUAUGACGUAGUGCUUAUCGAGCAAUUUAGCAACGACUGCAUGAUGGCUAUCGCACAUGUGCUGCAAGCACCUGUCGUGGCCUUGAGUAGCUGCGCUAUAAUGCCGUGGCAUUAUAAACGAAUGGGAAGCCCGUUCAUUCCAUCUUUUAUGCCUGUUAAUUUCCUACCACAUACUGACGAAAUGACGUUCUUUCAACGCUUGAAUAAUUUUUUCCAUUACUAUGCUAUGAAUUUCUUAUACGAUCAAAUUACGCAAAAGGCUACAAAUGAGAUGAUUAGAAAGUACUUGGGAGACUCUAUUCCCCCAAUCGAGGAACUAGUGCUGAAUACUAAUGCUAUGCUGAUAAAUCAGCAUUAUUCAUUAACGGGAUCAGUACCCUAUGCUCCGGGAAUAGUUGAGAUCGGUGGAUUACAAAUUCAAGCACCUUCUCCAAUUGAUCCAGAUCUCAAAGCUUUACUGGAUGCAUCACACAAAGGUGUUAUCUACAUCAGUUGGGGUUCAAUGAUUCGUCCUGAAACACUGUCCCUAGAUCGCAGAGAGGCUUUGCUAAGAGCUUUGUCACAGUUCGAAGAAACUAUUCUGAUGAAAUGGUCCAAUGAAACCCUUCUAAAUCGUCCGAAGAAUGUUUAUCUACGUCAAUGGAUGCCACAGAGAGAAAUUCUUUGUCAUCCAAACGUCAAGGUAUUUUUAACGCAUGGAGGCUUACUUGGAACAUCGGAAUCUUGUCAUUGUGGAGUACCAAUGGUUGUUACACCAAUCUAUGGUGAUCAAUUUCUCAAUUCAGAGGCGAUAAAGAAACGUCAGAUUGGAACAAUUUUGAGAUACAAGGAUAUGAGUGAAGAGAAUAUUGUCAAGGCUAUCAAGAAAGCCUUAAGUCCAGAAAUGCAAAAGAACGCUAAGAUCAUUGCCUACUCCUUCAACAAUCGUCCACAGACACCUCUUAGCCUUGCCAUUUGGUGGGUCGAACAUGUGAUUCAAAAUAAGGGACUUGCUUUGGCUAUAAACGAAUCAUCGAACAUGUCAGCAAUAAGUUAUAAUUGUUUAGAUAUUUAUGCAUUUUUAUUAGUUGUAAUAUUAUUUAUAGUUUGGAUUAAUAAGAAAAUUAUUAAAUUCUGUAUUGCUCUUUGUAAGAGUGGAAAGUCGAAGAAGGAUUAAAAUAAAAUUAUGUAUAUAUUGUAAAAAAGAAUAAAAGUAAUUUUUUAAA